AUGACGACCGAAGACGAGAACACCCAGGAGCAGGCGAGCGAGACGUCACCAUUGCUGGGAAAACAGGCACCGAAGCCUAUUGACCCCAGCGACGGUAUCGCUCCCGACAGCGCCGUCGCCAAUGGAGCCAUCACAGAAGGAGAAGAUGGCGGAGACCUCGAACGACAGACGAGUCUGGAAGAAAGGCAGAAACAAUACGAGGGCCAGCCGGAGAUGAGGAAGAAGAUGAAGGUCAUCUUCCCGGCCUUGACAAUCGGCGUGCUCCUAUCUGCUGCCGACCAGACCAUCAUCGUGUCCAGCUACGGCAAGAUUGGCAGCGAGUUGAAGGCCCUGAAUAACGUUUCCUGGAUCGCGACUGCCUACUUCUUGACUCUCACGAGUUUCCAACCACUAUAUGGAAAGAUGUCGGAUAUUUUUGGGAGAAAGAGUUGCUUGUUAUUUGCAUAUGCCAUCUUUGGUCUGGGCUGUCUGUUCUGCGGUCUUGCUCAGAACAUGAAUCAGCUUAUUGCUGCCAGAGCUUUUGCAGGCAUCGGAGGUGGCGGCAUGACUACAGUUGUGUCUAUCCUCAUGUCCGAUGCUGUGCCUCUACGUGAGCGUGGCAAGUGGCAGGGCUAUGUCAACAUCAUCUAUGCAACCGGAGCUGGUACAGGUGCUCCAUUGGGUGGUAUUCUUGCAGACUCCAUCGGUUGGCGUUGGGCGUUCCUCGGUCAGGUCCCGCUAUGUGUACUUGCCUUUGUCGUUGUGAGUCUGGUUCUGAAGCUUCCCAAGAGAGAGCAGACCGAUUGGAAGGUAAAGCUCCGUCGCAUCGAUUUCUUGGGCGCCGCCAUUUUGAUCGGUGCUGUGUUUACCCUGCUGCUUGCCCUCGACAGAGGCAGCAAUGUCUCGUGGAAGGCAAACAUUACCAUCAUCUCCAUCAGUCUCAGCAUUCCGCUCUUCGUCCUCUUUGUUCUCGUGGAGAUGAAGGUCGCAAAGGAACCUUUCGCGCCUGGCCACAUCAUCUUCAACCGUUCGCUGUUCGCAUGCUACCUUUGUAACUUCUUCUCCUUCUCUGGUUGGCUUGCCGCUCUAUUCUACAUCCCUCUUUACUUCCAAGCGGUCGAUGGCCUUACCGCGACCCAGGCUGGUGUUCGCCUGAUUCCAGGUAUCAUUGCAGGCGUCAGUGGCAGUCUGUUCGGUGGCUUUUACAUGCAGCGUACGGGCAAGUUCUACUGGCUGACAGUCAUCGCUUAUACUAAUCUGGUCAUCGGAAUGACUUUUGUUUUCUUGUUCUCGGGCUUCGUGGUCAACAGCACUCCUGGAAUCAUUGUCGGCAUGUGCAUCUGCGGUUUCUCGAACGGUAUCGGUGUUACGUCAACCUUGAUCGGUCUCAUUGCCAACGCAUCUCGCGACGACCAAGCCGUUGCCACCGCCUGCUCCUACCUCUUCCGCAGUUUGGGAUCUGUGUUUGGUGUGUCCGUUUCCGCCACCCUUGCCAACCAAGCACUUCGCGAUCGUCUCGCGGCAGCACUCAGUAGUGGCGAUGCUGCCGCUGAAAUCACAGAGCGUGUCAGAGAGAGUUUGGCUUACAUCAAUACUCUUGAGCCCAACGUCAAGGCGUUGGUCAGGGCGUGUUAUGCGCAGAGCACCCGCGCUGCAUUCGGGCUCGAGAUUGGUCUUGUAGCUGGAGCUGCUAUCAGUGCGUGGAUGAUCAAGGAAAAGGCGUUGAGUAGAUAG
Molecule: messenger RNA, 1713 nt
Organism: Aureobasidium namibiae CBS 147.97
Lineage: Eukaryota; Fungi; Ascomycota; Dothideomycetes; Dothideales; Saccotheciaceae
Product: MFS multidrug transporter
Exons: 2
Coding region: 1-1713 (570 amino acids)
Biological process (GO): transmembrane transport; basic amino acid transport
Cellular component (GO): fungal-type vacuole membrane
Molecular function (GO): basic amino acid transmembrane transporter activity
Source: RefSeq, a predicted model, not a curated record